Ruditapes philippinarum (Manila clam) is the source of this 3760-nucleotide messenger RNA. Its product is annotated as probable ubiquitin carboxyl-terminal hydrolase MINDY-4. The transcript is spliced from 18 exons. The coding region runs from base 104 to 2428 and encodes 774 amino acids. Gene Ontology annotation, molecular function: cysteine-type deubiquitinase activity; K48-linked deubiquitinase activity. The record is from RefSeq and is a predicted model, not a curated record. NCBI's taxonomy places the organism in Eukaryota, Metazoa, Mollusca, Bivalvia, Venerida, Veneridae. Gene Ontology annotation, biological process: protein K48-linked deubiquitination.
GAUAUCACCAUCGGAAUGUUUCAAAAUGGCGACUGACAUGUAAACAUUUGUGUAAUUUUCGCAUUGAUUCACGAUUUAAGAUCGUUUGCAUUAACACACAACCAUGACAGCUCAGUUUUCAGAAAGCGUUGCAGCUUCUCUUGUAAGAGAAUAUCUUAGCAGAAAGGGACUUAAGACUACAUUACAAGUUUUAGAUGAAGAGUAUCCUAGAGAAGAGAGUAGCAUUAGUAACAGACAACAACUUGUGAAGGAGCUGCAUAUAGAGAAAAUCAUGAAGAAAAAUAAGGAACAGCCAAAGCCAUUGAAGGCUAUGCUGGAAGUUAUAACACAAUAUCUGCUAUCAUCUAAGAAUAAUCAAACAUUGAAGAAUGGAGACAUAGAUGUUCCAAAAUCAGCAAGUGGGUCAAGGUCAUCUCUACAUUCUGGUUAUUCUUCACGAACUCAGUACCCAACCAUGGCUAAGGAAGAUACAGAUAUUGGAUUUGAUGGAUUUCCAGUCACCCAGCAGGAUGAUGAUGAUGAUUUACUCAAACCAGAUCCAAAUUUUUCAUACCCUGUACAUAAACGGAAACCUAAGAAUACUCCAGUAAUGCAUAGUAAAAAACCAGUAGAAAGUAAAGUUCCACCAAAAUCAAACAACUCUGACCUUGUAAUUGAGGACAGUCAUGAGGGAGAGACUUUGCUAGGUGAUGGCAAAUCGGGAGUACUUCAGCUUGAGGAGGAGGAAGAUCAACUUCCUACACGGACCAUGCAGUCACGACCCCGCAGUGCUGCCAAACCGAUGUCUCUAGGCAUGUCUGGUCCAAUCACUAGUAAUGUGGAAGUUUCUAGAAGAAAAUUUCAGAAACCACGUCCACUGUCCGCCUCUAAAAACCAAAGACUGAAUUUAUUUCAAAAUGACUCACCAAAAAUAACUAGUCUAGACUCUACAGCAAAUGCCAAAACAGUUCCAAAACCUACAGUUAUAAACUCGAAACCAUUACAGAGUAAUAAUUCUGACUUGUCUUCAGAAAAAAAUAGUUCCCAUGUGAAGGAGAUAGAGACACUUAUAUCAAGUGAACGUAAGAAACCAAUAAAGGAUGUGUUAGAUAUAGAGAGUGAUGGUCAGAGACCCCCAACUGCCACUCGGAGACAGUCUUCAGUAGAAAAAGAAACAAAGCAUUACAGUGUUGAUACUUCUAGUAUUGCUGCUAAAGGCAAGAAAAAUAGUUCCGGAUUAGGCAGCAAUACUUCAUCCUCAAGUUCUAUCAAGGUGGGUGAUCUUGAGAUGGGCGAAGUAGAUGGUCUAGAUGAUGAUAUUGCCAACCUGAAUGUCGGCCCUCGUGUCAUGUCGGCCAAGGUUAAUAAAAGCCAACACAAUUGUAAACAUAUAGAUGUUAAAACUGCUGUGGCACUAAAAUCUUUGAUAUUUGGGACACCAAUGCAGAGUUUUAAUGAUGAAUGGAAGUUUCAAAGUUACAGUUUCUGUGAUAUGCCCAAACUAAAAUAUGGUAUUGUUCAGAAGAAGGGAGGCCCUUGUGGUGUUCUAGCCAGUGUUCAAGCUUGUGUUUUACAAGAACUUUUAUUUGGGGAAAAGAAAGUCGCAAUUCAGAGAUUUAAUGAGCCAACUUGUGAAGAAAGAACUGAUGCAUUAGCCAUUGCCCUUGCCAAAAUAUUCUGGAGAGCUGGCGAGAAGAGAAAAGCAGUUGUUUGUUUACCGUCUAGUCGGCCUGUUAUAGGCAGUGGUGGAAAGUUCAAAGCUGAUGAGUUCAUAGAAACUUUAUCUUUGUACACUUUUGUGGAUUUUGAUGAUCUCAAUAAUUUUAUGAAACAAGUAACUAAUCAGUUUGAAUUGGAUGGUUUAGGAGGCGUGAUUCUGUCAUUAUAUUCUGUUAUAUUGUCAAGGAAAGUUGAAGGUGUUAAAGAUGACAUGGAUGUGCCAACAAACAAACUAAUGGGAGCUCAUGGUUAUUGUACUCAGGAAAUGGUGAAUUUAUUUAUAUCAGGACGUGCUGUGUCUAACGUGUUUAAUGAUGUGAUGGAGCUAGACUCGGGAGAAGGCAAUAUUAUGAUACUAAAAGGCGUUGUGUCCCGGUGUGAUGUUGGUCUCUUGUCUCUGUUUGAACAUUAUAAAUCUUGCCAGGUUGGAACAUACCUCAAGACACCCCGUUAUCCUAUCUGGGUUGUUUGUAGUGAAAGUCAUUUCAGCGUGUUAUUCUGCACGAAGAAAGAAUUAACUAGUGACUGGAAAGCGGAGAAACGAUUUGAUCUCUAUUAUUAUGACGGCCUUGCCAGACAACAAGAGGAAAUAAAACUGACAAUAUUGACUAACAGCAGAUCAUUUGUUCAACCAUCAGAUGAAGAACUUGUGCCUCCAAUAGAUCACUGCAUUAGAACAAAGUGGGAAGGAGCAGAAGUUGACUGGAAUGGAACGGAACCAUUGUUAUAGGAGGGGGAUGAUGAUCAAAGAAAAAUGAAGGAGGAUACUUUCUCAAUACCACAGUAACCGAAAUAUUUAAAACAGUUGAUGAAAUUACAGAAAUAUUGUUGGUUACUUCUCAGUGGACAGAUAGAGGUUACGUUGUCAACAAACAGCGCCUGUGAUAACAAAAUAUUUUAUGUUAAUAUCAAAGUUAUAUUUAUUUAUGAAGAGUGAUAUAAAAUGUAAUAUAGAAGUAUAUGGGUGGGCUUCAUAAAUGUUAGUGCUUAAUGACAGUGAAUGACAGCCAUAAAAAGUGACAUUUCAUAUACUAAAGAAUGCAAGAUAGAAUUUUACAUAGAUGACUUGAUUUUUGUUAAGAAAGGGCAAGUAAAGACAGUUAAACAUAACAUAUCAUACAUUAUUCCUAUCUUGGAAACUGUCAGUGCUGUGACCCCCUAAUGCCGCUCUGGAUCUGUGCUCGAGUUCUAAUAUAUUUUUUGUGCCAAUCCUUGUUUUAGUGCAUACAACUUAACAUUUAUCAUUUACAUAGGCAACUUUGUAUGUCCAAUGCUGAUUGGUAUUGUUCAUGUGAUAUUUGUCAUCAAGAAAAACAUAGCAGGCUUUGCUUUAUGUUAGUUCUGUUAAAUCCACAUUUCAUAUUUAUAUCAAAUCAGUUCUCUUUUAAUAUUUAAGUCAAAUAUGCUUUGUUUAUGUCUCAGUUACUUGUUUUAUUGAUAUUUAUGUCUAUACUUAAAAUACAUAUCAUACUAGGUUUUGUGGAUAGAUGUGUUCAUAGAUUUAGCAAAGAUGCCAAAUAUAAAUGUUAGAUCUGAUAUACAAUGUAUAUAAUUUACUGUCUAAAAUUUUACUAAAUCAGAGGGGUCAGAUACACACAUAUAUGCGUUUUUUUAAAUAUUUUUGGCUUAAAUUGCCAAAUUUGUCCCAUCUUUGGCAUAGGUUAUAUAUACCAUAUAUUUAUUAUCCAGCAUGUGUGUAUGUUGUGUGUCUUGAGUCCUUUGUGCAAAAUUUGUAGAACGGCCUAGUCCUGCUUUGAGUUGGGCAUAGUCCAGUGUAAAGUUCAGGGAUUUCAAUAAUAAAAUACAUGUACUACAAAGGCUGGCCUGGGGCUCAGGCUGGCCUGGGAUUCUGUACCGGUGGCACCAUAAUGCUUGCUAGUAUUGAAAUAGUUAAAAUAGUCCGUGUGCAAUGUUAUUUCAACACAUACUUCUAUUAUUAAAGUAAAGAUAUGCUAUUUUUAUCGCAAUUUAUUGAGUGUUUAUUGUUAAAACUUCACAGAUCUUUUACUGUAGAUUUUAUGGAUAUGGUCAUUAUAUGAAUUAAAAUAUUCAUAUUGUUUUA